Labeo rohita (rohu) is the source of this 3788-nucleotide messenger RNA. It is a transcript of the gene dgke, whose product is annotated as diacylglycerol kinase, epsilon. Bases 188 to 1891 code for a protein of 567 amino acids. NCBI's taxonomy places the organism in Eukaryota, Metazoa, Chordata, Actinopteri, Cypriniformes, Cyprinidae. The record is from RefSeq and is a predicted model, not a curated record. The transcript has 12 exons. Gene Ontology annotation, molecular function: ATP-dependent diacylglycerol kinase activity.
CGUAUAUUGAACUAGAUGAAUCUUGUAAUGUUUUUAUCCGCUUUUUGUGUUAUUACAGUAGUUUCAAUGCACUUUUAAAAUGUGUGGAUAACAGAGAUGAUGACGGGAUCUCCCCCUUGAAAACAAAAUGUAGAACAUAUACGUGAAUGCAUUUUAUCUGCUUUCCUGUAAAAUUUGAAUUGUGGCUAUGGAGGAGAGUACUGAGGAGAUGAGGGAGGAGUGGACCUUGCUCCUCUGGACCACGGUUGCUGUUCUGGUCCCAGUGCUCAUCACACUGUGGUGCAGCUUCCAGCGUCCCAAACGCAAAGUUUAUUUGAAAGAUUUGUUCCGAAAGAGCAAACACGGCUGGCACUACACGGACCUGUUCAACAAGCCCACCUACUGCUGCGUGUGUUCUCAGCCCAUCCUGCAGGGGGCGUUCUGUGACUGCUGCGGCAUAUGUGCGGAUGAGCAGUGCAUACAAAGGGCAGAUCGCAUCCUCUCAUGUAAGGAGAUCAUGACCCAGAGUCAGACAGAUGGGAUGUUUUACCAUCAGUGGGUCAGGGGAAAUGUCCCUCUCGCCAGCUACUGUGCCGAGUGCAAACAGCAAUGCGGGACUCAACCUAAACUCUGCGAUUAUAGGUGUGUAUGGUGUCAGACCACAGUGCAUGAUGACUGCCUUUCUAGUCUGAAUGAUGAUCUGUGUGAUCUUGGAGAGUUCCACUCUGUUAUCAUACCUCCAUAUUACCUCUAUCAAGUCAACAAGCUCCGCCGAAGACACCCUGAUGAGUACAGCAAGCUUGCUGCAGGGUGUGGGAGUGGCUGGACUCCGGUUCUGGUCUUGGCAAACACAAGAAGUGGUAACAACAUGGGCGAAGUUUUGCUGGGAGAAUUUCGUACCCUCCUGAACCCUGUGCAGGUGUUUGAUCUCUCUGAGCUGCCCCCCUCUAAAGCCUUGCAGAUGUGUACUCUUCUGCCCCCAGGCAGUGUGCGUGUUCUGGUGUGUGGGGGUGACGGCACAGUAGGAUGGGUUCUGGAUGCCAUUGAUACCAUGAAGCUGAAGGGUCAGGAUCAGUUUAUCCCUCUUGUGACAAUCCUGCCAUUGGGCACAGGCAAUGAUUUAUCAAACUCUUUAGGAUGGGGAGCAGGAUAUGCUGGAGAGAUCCCAGUAGAACAGGUGCUGAGGAAUGUUCUAGAGGCUGAGGUAGUCAAAAUGGACAGGUGGAAAGUUCAAGUUGUCUCCAAAGGAAACUAUUUUCGUAAGCCAAAGGUGUUGUCCAUGAAUAAUUAUUUCUCAGUGGGUCCCGAUGCUCUCAUGGCACUGAACUUCCAUGCGCACAGAGAGAAAACACCCUCCUUUUUCUCCAGCCGAAUCAUCAAUAAGGCAGUGUACUUCCUCUAUGGAACCAAAGAUUGUUUAGUGCAAGAAUGUAAAGAUCUGGAUAAGAGGAUUGAGUUGGAGCUGGAUGGAGAGCAAGUGACUUUGCCCAGUCUGGAGGGGAUAAUAGUGUGCAAUAUCGGCUACUGGGGCGGUGGCUGUAGACUUUGGGAAGGAAUGGGAGAUGAGCCCUAUCCUCCAACACGUGUUGAUGAUGGUUUAUUAGAGGUGGUGGGGGUGUAUGGAUCCUUCCACUGUGCACAGAUCCAGGUGAAACUGGCCAAUCCUGUGAGGCUAGGACAGGCACAUACAGUACGGCUGGUGUUGAAGAGUUCUCGAAUGCCAAUGCAGGUGGAUGGAGAGCCGUGGGCGCAGGGUCCAUGCACCAUCACCAUUACCCAUAAGACCCAGGCCCUCAUGCUAUACCACAGUGCAGAACAGACAGAUGAUGAUGACUCCAGUGCUUCAGAGGCUGAAGAACCCUCGGCCGAUCACAUUGACACAGCUAGCAACGCACAGAAAACAUUGUCUUAGUAAGACAGAGUCUUGCUAAGUCUUAGUAAGGCUGUAAUCACUCUGUUUGUGCUAUUUCCAUCCCAGAAAGUAAGACUCCCUGAUGUGAUAAAUGUCUGACGUCAUAAACAUAAAUGUACAUAAUGUGCAUGUGCUGCUUUAGUAAUAACAUCUGCAGUAGUUAUUUCUGGGAGUUUAAAAGCUCCUUUGUCUCUCAAGCACAGCUCCUGCUGUUCUCAAAGUGUCCACAAGAUGGCCAUCUCUGUUGAAACAUAGGUUUUGUAGAUUUGUGUGCAUAUUUUUUUUUUCUCCCAGGGAGUGUUACCCGGAAGCUCAAAGAAGUGGCUCAGGUUUUAGCAAUUUAGUCCACAGUGGAAUCAUAUUUAGCUGUAAGCAGAGCUCAGGCAAUCAUUAAAAAAGUUAGGUGGAGAAUGUUACAAAGCAAGCUGCUUAGACACAAAUGUUUUGCACUGAUCUUGAGUGCCAUAGGCCUGUGAAUAUACAACUCACUGCAGAAAUCUUGUAUUUGAGUUGUAUAAUUUAAACUGUGCAAUAAUUUUGUUUAGGUUCUUAUGUUUUGUUAUUCCUUUUGUGAAACACCUUUGCACUGCUUGAAUCUAGAGUAGAUUGUGAAUGGAUGUGCCAGUGAUAUCUUAUUAUUUUGCAACUCUUCCACUUGUGUUAUUGAGUUUGUGUUAUUAAUGAAAUGGCAGUAAUGUUUCAGAGCACUGGAUUAAGAUUCUUUAUUUUGUUGUUUGCAUAUGCUGCCUAUCAGGCAUUUUUAUUGUGUUUUAUUCAUUAUUCAGUUUCUCCACUUUUCCAUAGAGAUUUGUUACAUUUUUAUGCAUCCUGCUUGAGUAAAAUUGACUUUUCCUAGAAAAUAACCACCGUAAUAGGCUUUCUGAGAUUUUUCUUUAGUCCCACUCUUCCAAAUCUUUCAGGUUUCAGUGCAAUUGUAGCAUAAGAACAGUAAUGUUCUUGAAAGAAUUAAAACUAAGCCAGAAUAGAAAAAAGAAAAACAGCUUUAGGAGUGGUAAUAUGUAAUGUCAUGUGUUUCAUAUAAUCAUAUCUACAUCUAUGGCGUUCCUAUUAGUAGAGCACUCAAGCACAUGACAUUCUCUCCCUGAACUAGUGUCACCUCUGUUCGCAGGAGUUGCACAUAUUAUCCAUUAAAACCUUGUUUGAGAAAUCUGAGAUUUUGUUUAUGUAAUGUAUUUGAGUAAUUCAUAAUUUGGUUUAGGUCAUUUAAUAGUUAAUUUCAUGUUCAGAGUGAUUUUUACUGAAACAAUCUUACAAAUUGUUAAAGAAAACUGUAAUCUGAGUGGCAACCAUUUUUCUUAUAUAAUUGUAAAGGAGAUUUUAAUACUUUGGAAGCUAAAAGGUUUACAAGAGUGUUACCAAAAUACUCGAUAAUACUAGAUAAGGUAUAUAUCAUUUUUCCUCAGCAAAGACUGAAUAUUUUUCAGUUAAAUUUUCUUCAUCAGUUGUACAUCAAAAUUGAAGACUGCUGUAUCAGUCUUUAAAACAAGAAAGGAGAAAGGAUAAAAUCAAAAUUGUAAUAUUUGUUUUUUGAUCAGUGUCAUGAAAAAUUUCUUUUUCCAUUAUGUAUAUGUGUAUAAAUUCUGAAGCAGUGAUUGUGAUGAAAACAUUUUUAUGAUUGUAAUUGCUCUCUCUCUCUCUCUCUCUCGCGCUUUUUCCUCUUAAGACACCUGUUAUGUUUCUAAAACUGUAUGUUACACACACUCUAAUUGUCAAUGGGGUUUUAAACAAGAAUAUUAUUCUCCAUGGGAAUACGGAUAGUUGAUCAUUUUAAUCUUCUGGGAGUGCUGAAUGAAAUGGGAUUUUCUGUAUUGAAUAUUGAAGUUUGAAAUGUUUUGCACUGACUUCUGUAUGCUAGAAACAUGACACGUAGUUAAUA